GUCUUCUCUGCCUGUGUGCGCUCACACACACACACACAUGGGAAGACACAGCAGUGAUGGAAUAACAGAGGAGGCAUGAACGUGCAGUGUAGGCGGACGUGUGUGUGUGUGUGUGUGUGAGAGAGAGAGCAUGUGUGGAGGAGGACAGAGUGUGUUUGAGGACAGACAGUAGAGUGUUUGCCAGCCCGAGGUGCGGAGCAGGGUCGAGUUGAACGAGCCUCCAGGAUUUUUUGGUUUGCAGCAGUGCAGCAGGAGCAGAAGAAUGUUUUCAGCCACAGUCCUGAAAGUGUGGAAUCUUAAAAUAAGAUGCAAGGACCAGACUCAAAGGCCUUAAAGGGAAAGUCCCCUUAAUUACACCUGUGCACUCAUGACAUGAUGACUUUACAGCUCUUAAAGAGGAGAGAGAAAAGCGGUAAUGCGGCAUAUUAGUGCAGUGUUGAACUGUGCAAGUGGAUGGACUGCAACUCCAUGACAUAAUAAAGACAGAUCAAGCUUGAGUCAUUGCUCUGUCACAACUUGGCUCAGUGAUGAGUUUGUCAGAGGCCAGGGAGAGCUUCCAGGUCAGAGACAAAGGUGGAUCUUACAUGGGUCUCCCUCUUCACACAGCAGGAGACGUCAACGGGAAUGCUUUCUCAGUUUCCUCUUCCUCCCCAUCCUCCUCUUCCUCCUUCUACUUGGGGGAGUCGUCUCCCGAGUUACUCCGCAGUUUGAGCAGCCUGAGCGGGGGCCAGACUGACAACCCACUGGACUACGAUAUGUUUGAGGUCACCCUCACAACAACAGUGCUGUCCAAAGAAACAGAUGUUGUCAUUUCAAAAUGGUUGCCAAAGGAGGACGGUGAAGCAAAUGACUGUGAAGACGCCUCAGAGGGAAAGAUUCAAAUGGUAAAGGAGCAGUCAGAGUCCAACGACAACUCUGUGUCCAUUUACCUGGACGCUAGCAGUGGUGAUUACUGCCAGGAUGACUGGAACGAUAAUGACAACCUGACUGUUGCCCAGUCACUGUCAACAAACAGCUGUAGUUGUGGCAAUAAUGACCACCUCAGCAGUGGAAGUGGAAGAAGACACGACUCCUCAACUCAAGAUUCAGAUGCAACAGAGGUCCCUGUUGAUGAUGAUGAUGAUGAUGACGAUGAUGAGGAGGAAGCGGCUUUGUUUCAGUCUGUAAGCUCUGAGCUCGGUGCACAGAGAAGCAGCUCAGCAAUGAUUCCAUGUGGCUGUGCUGCAGUGAUGGAAGGCACUGGGACUGUGAUGGCAGCAGAGCUGCUGUUGGAAAGGUCUGAGGUCAGCUGUCCCCUGGAUCUACCGAUGGACAACAAAUCCGAUUCUUGUACUUCAGAGAUACCGAAUGAAAAGAUUCAGAUCUUGUCUGUCUUGUCUCAAGAUUCUAAAGAGCUUGCGUCUCCUGAGGAAUCUGAAAAACGUGCAGUGGCUUCAAAACCCACCCGACCCAGCACCAGUCAGCCCGGCAGAGCUGUGAAUACCAAACCAACCACUGCUCCUCCUACUACUACUACUCAAAAGUCCACAACCUCUGCAGGCAUCAAACUGUCCAGCAUGGAGACAAAGAGAGUUUCCAAACCAGACCUAAAAAAUGUCAAGGCUAAAGUGGGGUCACGACCCACUACGACCCCUGCUAAAGCACCUAACCAGCAGAUCAAAUCUGCUCCAGCCACUGGAAAGAAAGUUGUUUCUAGGAAGGAAGAAGUGCAGACUGGGGAUGGGGUUAAAAGUCAAAGGUCCUCUGCUGAUCCAUCUAAAGUGGCCGUGGUGCAGAAACCCAUCAGAGGGAGGAUGAGUAACCUCAAAACAACAGCCACUGACUGUAUUGUGCCAGAGAAGGAGAGUGCAGCUGUCAGUCCCCUGGGGUGUGAAGUGUUUGAGGAAGGUCCUGUGGACACUUACAGGAAAGCUGCCCAGGAAGUGCCUGACAAACACUGUGCAGCUGAGAGUGUGGAGAUCCACACAGGUGUAGAUGCUGGUGUGAAGGACCCAGUGGAAGGAACAGUAGAGGUUGUAAUGUCAGAGGUCGCCUCUGUGGAAAAACCAAAGAGUCACAACAGGAAAGUCUCCUCCAAGCUGGGGUCAAGUGCCAGGCAGCAGGGGAAAAGCCCCAGAGUGGACAAGGCCUGUGGAGCAGCUGCACCUCCAGGCUCAGGGACUGGACCUCCAGGACAGGGGAGCCUCGGACUUAAGCAAACCCAGAAUGAAAGCUCCAUGUUGGGAGAAGUUGGACAGAGUGCUGGGGCAGGAUCUCCAACAAGAGUGAGGCAGACCCAGAGCCAGAGUAUUCCCAAACCUCGCACCACCACAGAGCGAGCUGCCCCGGGUCUCACAUCCUCCAUCUUCAAACCAGUCCCAGCCAAUCAGCAGUCAGCAGCGGUGUCUGCCGGACGACCUGCUGCCCCCACGGCGUCAAAACUUCCUGUUAAGGGAUUAUCUGCAACCCUGAGUGUUCCAUUAGUGGGACGCACUGACAACAAUGGAGCCACCAGCAAAGCUUCUGCAGCUCCAGCAGGGAUCAGACCAGAGGAGCGAGCCAGCAGAGGCAUGUGUCCUGUGGGCAGCCAGAAUGUGGCAAAUCCACCCGGGUCCAGCACUACAGCUGCCGCCAGUGAGGCUGUUAUCGGUACUAACAGUGCUGCUCCAAAGGCACCUUUGAUGAGGACCAGAGCCCUGUCUCUGCAGGCCAGGACCACUGCUACAGGUCUGAAGGCGCCAACAGCCUCGAAUCACAACACAAGCAAGAGCACAGCAGUCAGUCAGACAGCGGUGAAGGCCGCUCCCUCUGCUCAUCAGGCCUCCAACAAGCAGACCUCCCAGUAUCCCUUGCAAAGAAGUGGCUCGGCGAGGCUCAGUCGACUGAACAGCACAGUGGACAAAAACAAACCCAGGGAGGCUCCGGCAAGAUCCACCAACAACACCAACACCAGCAGCAGCAGCACCAGCAGCAGCAGCACUUCACAGGUCACAGCAGCAGCAGCCGCCACUGGUGGAGGAACCAGCCUCAACCGACUGCAGCCUCAACCUGACCUGGUACUAGAUGUACCAGUCGCCGAAGUCACCAACCCCGGAUCAUGCACUACAGGAACCUCUGGACUUGGGUUCAAAGGGAGAACUGGGUCACGGUCCAGCCCCAAGACUGGAUCCCGCCUACAGAAUGCUUUCAAACCUGGUGUGGCCAGGGCUGCAACGACAGACGGGAUCGCAGUCACCGCCAAACAGAACCAGAGCAAAGAGCAGGCAGAGAAGAAGAACCAGGCCAUCACCCAGCUGAAGAGGCUGCUCACCCAGGGGAAUAAGAGAGUGGAGGCACUUGCUACAGUUAUCCAGUAUCUCUUCUCUGAGCGUGAGGAGUCUUUGAAGCAGAAGAAGGAACUGUCGCUGGAACUGGCAAACCUGCGCGACGAGCUGGUUGUGUCGACACAGUCCUGUGAGCGUCUGAAGAAGGAGAGGGAUGAGGUGCGUGUCAGUCGGGAGGAGGCUCUCAAAAGUCUGGAGGAGCAGCACAAGGAGGAGCUGGUGCAGCUGGAGGACAGACUAAGGAGUUUCUACCAAACAGAGUGGGACAAGGUCCACCAGAUGUACCAGGAGGAGGCUGACAAAUGUCGCAUGUUGAUGGAGCAACAGGUGGAGGAGCUGAGGAGUCAGCAUGAAGCAGAGAAGAAGAAUCAUGAAGUGAGUCACAGCCAGAAGAUGGAGUCUGUCAAACAGCAGUAUGAGAACUCCAUACAAGUACAAGACAAAGUCCACCUUGCAGGCAAUAAAGAGCUGAAGAGAAUCCAGCAGACAGAUGUGGAGAACUUGCAGACAACACUGGCAGAGACUGAAACUUCUCUCUCAGAGAAAAUAACUGAGCUGUCUGCAGAGAAGGAGGCCCUGAGUGAGAGGCUGCAAGCAGAGGAGGAGAGGAGGAGGCGGAUACUCACUGACAAGAAUUUGAAGGACUCCCACACUGUGUACCUGGAGCAGGAGCUGGAGAGUCUGAAGGUGGUGCUAGAGAUCAAGAACAACCAGCUGCACCAGAAGGAGAAGAAGCUCAUGGAGAUGGACAAACUGGUGGAGACAAACGUGAAACUGGAAGAGUGUCUGACGAAAGUCCAGCAGGAGAACGAGGACUACAAGGCCAGGAUGGACAAACACGCGGCUCUCUCCAGGCAGCUGUCCAGCGAACAGGCAAAACUCCAGCAGACGCUGCAGAAGGAGUCAAAGGUCAACAAGCGUCUAUCCAUGGAGAACGAGGAGCUGCUGUGGAAGCUGCACAAUGGCGACCUGCUGGCCAGUCCCCGCCGCCUCUCACCCACCUCACCCUUCAACUCACCCAGGAACUCGGCCUCCUUCCCCACAGCUGCACCCUUAUCUCCCAGAUAACCUGACAGAAACAGAACCCCCCCCCCCCCC
Molecule: messenger RNA, 4400 nt
Organism: Solea solea (common sole)
Lineage: Eukaryota; Metazoa; Chordata; Actinopteri; Pleuronectiformes; Soleidae
Product: microtubule-associated tumor suppressor 1 homolog
Exons: 19
Coding region: 528-4370 (1280 amino acids)
Cellular component (GO): cytoplasm; nucleus
Molecular function (GO): microtubule binding
Source: RefSeq, a predicted model, not a curated record